Melopsittacus undulatus (budgerigar) is the source of this 2261-nucleotide messenger RNA. Its product is annotated as lysosomal acid glucosylceramidase-like. The transcript is spliced from 9 exons. The record is from RefSeq and is a predicted model, not a curated record. Gene Ontology annotation, biological process: glucosylceramide catabolic process. The coding region runs from base 698 to 1831 and encodes 377 amino acids. NCBI's taxonomy places the organism in Eukaryota, Metazoa, Chordata, Aves, Psittaciformes, Psittaculidae. Gene Ontology annotation, molecular function: glucosylceramidase activity.
AGGUGAGGUGGGGAGGCUGGAGCCGCCUGGGGAGGAGCCGUCGGAGCAGCCGGGGCAGAGCUGGGUCGUGCCUGGAGCCAUGGACCCACCGCAGCCUCCUGCAAGGGGCUUUGGGAUGGAGCUGGGGAGCGCAGCCCUUGCCCCCAUCCGCAGGCUCUGCGCCCCGGGGGGACACGGAGGGACCAUGGGCACUGUCAGUGCCAUGGGCUGGAUGCUGCUGCUGCUGCUGCUGCUGCAGGUGGUGCCCUGGGCUGCAGGAGCCCGGCCCUGCAGCCCCAAGUACUUUGGCCAUGGGGCCAUGGUGUGUGUCUGCAAUGCCACAUACUGCGACACGCUGGACCCCGUGGUGCUGCCGGCACCGGGCACCUACGUCAAGUACGAGAGCAGCAAGGCCGGGAAGCGGCUGGAGCGCAGCGAGGGGAGCUUCCAGCGCAGCCUGCGAGCCCCAGGUACCUGCUGCAGCCGAGCGGGUGCCAGUGCAGCCCCAGGCAGCGUGUGCUGAGCUGGGGUCUCCAUCGCAGGGCUGCUGCUCACGGUCAACGUCUCCACGUUGUACCAGCGCCUGAAGGGCUUCGGGGGCUCCCUCUCCGAUGCUGCUGCCCUCAACAUCCUGGGGCUGUCGCCGCCGGCCCAGGACAAGCUGCUGCAAUCCUACUUCUCAGAGGAAGGGAUCGAGUACAACCUCAUCCGGCUCCCCAUGGCUUGCAGCGACUUCUCCAUGCGCCCCUACAGCUACGACGAUGUCGCCGAUGACUACGAGCUGAAGCACUUCAAGCUGGCGGAGGAGGAUGUGAAGAUGAAGAUCCCCAUCCUGCACCGGGCCUCAGCCAUGAGCAAGCGGCCGCUGUUGCUCUACGGCAGCCCCUGGACAGCCCCAGGCUGGAUGAGGAGCAACGGGGAUGUCCGUGGGAAGGGAGUGCUCAAGGGGCAGGCAGGGGACAAGUACCACAAGACAUGGGCCAACUACUUCAUCAAGUUCCUGGAUGAAUACGCCAAACACAACGUGACCUUCUGGGCGGUGACGGUGCAGAACGAGCCCCUCGCUGGGCUCCUCACCCCCCCCCAGUCCCCCACCAUCGUCUCCACGGCCAAGCAGCAGCGAGACUUCGUGGUGCAGGACCUGGGCCCCGCGCUGGCCCGGAGCUCCCAUCGCACCCGGCUCAUCAUCCUGGAUGACCAGCGCAUCCACCUGCCGCACUGGGCCAAAGUGGUCCUGAGCAAUGCCACCGCUGCCAACUACGUCGCCGGGAUUGGGGUUCACUGGUACCUGGACAGCAUCGUCCCCCCACGCUGCAGCCUGGGGGCCACACACGAGCUCUUCCCUCACCACUUCCUGCUCUACACAGAGGCCUGCAGUGGAUUCCUCACCUUCCGCUUCUCCGUGUCCCUGGGCUGCUGGGACCGGGGGCAGCGCUACAGCCACAGCAUCCUCACGGUCCUGAACCACUUCGUGUCCGGUUGGACCGACUGGAACCUGGCCCUGGACAUGAAAGGGGGCCCCAACUGGGUCAAGAACUACGUGGACAGCCCCAUCAUCGUGGACAGCAGCAAGGACACCUUCUACAAGCAGCCCAUGUUCUACCACAUGGGGCACUUCAGCAAGUUCAUCCCCGAGGGCUCUCAGCGUGUGGGGCUGCAGCAGAGCCGCCGGUGCCUCCUCUGCCAGCUCGAGCACGUGGCUGUCGUGCGCCCCGAUGGGGCCCUGGUCCUGGUGGUGCUCAACAGGUCUGGCUGGGACGUGUCCUUUGGGAUCCAGGACCCUGCUGUUGGCUUCAUCGAGGCUGUGGCUCCGGCCAACUCCAUCCAGACCUACCUGUGGCGUCAGCAGUGACGGCUGGGAUGGUGCUGGGGCUGGUGCUGAGCAAGGGGGGGGACCCCUGGGGGUCCCUGUGCAGUGAUGGAAGCUGCUGCAAGGGGCUCCGUGUGCUCCCUGCGCUGCACCCCCUCUGCUCCCCAGCCCCACUGCUCCAUGUCCUGGCCCUGGCUCCCACACGUGGCUCCCAUGGCCCCUUGGCGUGCGCCAAGCGGAGCGGUGACGCGGCCGCUCCGGUAUGCUCCAUCCGUCAGUGUUUCCCCUACGGAAACAGAGCGGUUUUCCUCGGGAAGGGCUCCGGAGGGCUCCGUGUGCGGCUGCCGAUGGCUGCAGCUGGAGCCUCAGCCGCCUGCCAGCGCCUGAUGGCUUUCAGAUGUGCUCUGGGUUUGCCCCAACUCAGCUUCGGUUCCCUCUAUAUUAAAGUGAAAUCUCGCUGGAGAAAAGGGAA